UAUAGAGGAAGAUAUAAAUACAUGUGAAAGUUUGAAACAAUAUGUUCAAUGAAAAAAUAUACCUUAACUUUAUGUUUUAAAAAUUGAUAGCCACAUAUAUUAUAAUAUAUAUCAAGUUAGAAUUAAAAACAAAAUAUUUAUAUAAAAAUAAAUGAAAACAAAAAUUUGCGCGGUUGCACCGAUUGAGAUCUAAUUUGAUUAAAAUAAUACUCUGUUCUUUGCUUUGUUCCUAUAAGUCCAGUUAGUUUUUAUAAUUUAUUAUUAAGAUUAUAUAAAUCCAUAAAUUUAAUACUAUUAGCCCCAACCGUAAUUGUAAUUUGUUGACUAUUUUUAUAGGAAUAACGAAUAAGGAUACGUAACUCUAAAAGUAAAUCUUAACAAUACACAAUUCUUUUUAAUUAACAACCUUCUGUUUUGUGCGUCCAAUAAAUCUACUUUAUUAAAAUAGAAACUAGAUUUUGACCCGCGCUUGAAAAGCGCAGGUUUGUUUUUGUAAUUAAAUAUAUUUAAAACAAAUUUCUAUAUAAGAUAAUGUAUAAAUUUGAGCACAUUUAUCCAAAAAUACAGACCAAUCCGUACUAAACUGAAAAACCAAAAUUGAACUGAAUUGCAUAAAUAAUAGAACAAACCAUAUAUCUAUGACUGAAAAAUUGAAACCAAACCGAGAACCAAAUGAGUGGCUGAAUUUUUAAAUAAAAAUUAUAUAUUUAAAAAUAUUAAAUAUCAUAAAAAUACUAUUUAUAAACCGGAUAACCCGAAAACUUGAAUUACCCGAAUAUUUUUAUUUGGUUGAUAAAUAAUUUAGUUAACCAAAAGUAUAAAUUAUGUAUAUAAUUAUUUAUUUAAAAUAUAUAUAUAACUAUUUUAAUAUAACACAUAGUAUCAAAACUAUUUUCAAAAUAAUAUUAUGUUUUAAAAUAAGUAGAUUUUGUUCUAAAACACAAUUCUACUGCUAACCUAUUUUAAAGUAUCGAUAUAGUGUUAAUAAAUAACAAUGUGUUUUUAAAGUUUUUAGAAGUUAUUACUAAUCGAUUUAUAAUUGGUUAGACUAAAUAUUUAACAGAACCAAAGAUAAAUAGCCAUUUUCUGAAAAUAUAGGAGAUGGAAAGAUUGAACCGGUUUUAUGUAGACCAUAAUCAUACAUAUGGAUUCGUAUAGGAAUUGGUUUGGUAUUAAAUAAUACAACCAAUUUGGAAUAUUAAGUUGUGACAAACAACGUUUAGUUUAUGAAUGAUAAUGUUGAAGUGUUCAUAUAUAUAACAUGGUUAAUGAGAUUAGUUUAGUUAAUAAGGUUGGUAUAAAGUAAUUGUUGAUCUAUGUAAAAUAUACAAUUUUUUUUACAAUGGAUAUUGUAUUAUGUUUAUAGUUUCCAAAAGUAUUUACUAUUAAAUAAAUCACAAGUAACCAUUACAAAUAUAGGGUGGACAUUAUUUAAUAAUAGCAUAAAAUAAUAAUGAUGGAAUAAUGUGUAUAGUGUAAAUGUAUAUGUAGAGAAUUAGGUUAGUAUCAUUUUUAUGACUAAUUUGUUUUUAAUGAAGAAUAAUGAAGUUAGUAGUAUGAGAAAUAAUAGGAAUUCUAGUUAAAUGAAAUGGUCCAACUAUGACUUGUUUUAAGUAGAUUUUUUAGGAUUCCUUCCCUUUUAAUAGUAUUGAUACAAAUAAGAAAUAAUCUUAAGACUUACAACUUAAUUACAAUACAAUGUCAUUGAAGUAAUUAAUAAACUUAAAUCUAAAUUAAUUUUUUUCCUAAACCUAUUCCACAACAAAUUCAUGAUAAAUAUUACACUUAAUGCACAUUAAUACUAUAAACCUUAAUAUAUGAAGUAGAAAACUUCUUUCCAUAAAUUUGUGGGUAUUAUCCUCUAUUAAACAAUGUUUAUUACAUUUUUUAAAAUUUUAUUAUUAAUAAAAUCAAUUAGCAAUAUUUAAAAAGUUUAAAGGAUAUGCCGUAUUUGAGAAUAAAAAUUUAAUAAUGAGAACAUAUUUAAAAAGAUCCAUUCUACUUAAUAAUUCUAAAUUUGUGCCUAAUUAAAAUUUUCAAAUAACCAAUUUGACUAAUCUAUUUAAUUGACGAUAUUUUUUAGAUUUAUAUAACUAAAAUUCUAUUAGAAAAUUAUUUUAAAAAAUAUAUAUGAUAUUACAUAUGUUCAAUAGAAUUUUACCUUAAAUUAUUGUUUUUAUUAAGGAUUUGAAAUAUUAGAUUUGGUAAUAACAUGUACAUUUAAGUAUUAGUAUUAAAAAAAAUAAAAACACCUAAGAUUUUUCUUAUGAAAAAAUUGUAAUAGGAAAAGUUUCAAUAGAAUAUUCUUCAAGUUUUAUAUGUAAAGAAAAACAUUUAGACAAGAUAACAAUGGUCUAAAAAAAGAAAAAAAAGUUCAUAUAAAAUAAAAAUCCUACACAUAAUAAAAUUUUAAGUCAAUAAGUUAAAAUAAAAUUAAUUUGAUAAUAAUAUAAAUACAAGAAAUGCAAUUACUCAUUCUAACAAAUUACUCAUUUUAAUAAGUAUAUAUAAAUAUUUUACUAAAAAUGCAUGACGAAUAUUUACAUAUCGGAUUGAGAAUUAAAAAUUAAUACUACUUAUAUAACGGGUUGGAAAUUUAAAUAUAGUUAUCAUUGAUGACCAAAAACCUAUCAAAACAUCUCAAAUAUUAUUUUCGCAUAUAUAUGUUAGUUUAUGGAAAACACACACAUAAACUAAAAAUAUAUAUUUUAAUUAUUAUGCGUAAUGUCAUAAUAAAAAAUACAUAAUACGUGAAAAAAUAAAUAAGUAUUAUAUUUUUUUGUGACAGCUAAAUAAGUAUUAUAUUAUUUAUAGAAAACAAAAGUAUAUUCUCAAAAAAUGAAAAAAUAGUUUUUUUUUAUUGGGAACCCAAAUGUUGUAAAUAAUUCUUUCUAACGCGUAUCAAACCUGACCAAUGAAUGAUUACUAGCAUUUCCUUUACCACUAGCCAACUCGAUAUGGGGUAAAUAAAAAUGAAGUCGGUUAAAUAAAAACAAAUAUUCGCGUGAUAUUUACAUUUACAGUUAUAUAAAUCAUUUUACUUUUACUAUUAGUAGAAUUAUGUAACAGCAAUAUAUGUAUUAUGUGAUGUAUUUUUAUCACCAUAUUAUUAUAAUUUUUUAUAGAUUAUAUAAUGGUAUAAAAAAUAUUUAGUUACAUUACGUAAAUAAAAAAACAUCCACCCAGUCGAGCGGGUUCAGCUUUAGUAUAUAUUAUAAGAGUAUAUAGUUCCUUGCAUUUUUAUAAUAUAUAAAAAUCAAACAUAAUGAUGCUAUGUACCUUUUAAAGUAACUUGUAUUGUUUUUUUUCUUCUAAAUAACUGAUAUUGUAAGUUUAUCUAAAAAACUGAAACAUGGUUAACAAUUUUCUUUUAACAAAUUUGUCCAGUCUAUCGGAAUCGAUUGAAAAAGUAGCAUACACUCAUACUAAACCGAUUAGAGUUUGCUCAAAAAAAAACCGAUUUAGAGUUUUAGUGAAAUCAAUAAUCAAGACAGCAUAUAAACCGAAUUUAUAUGUGGCAUAAAUUAGACGAAUGAUUCAAGUUUAAUUUUUGAUGAUCAAACGCAAACCAAAAUAACAUGUAAGAUCAUUUAUAAAUCUGAAUCGAUUUGAAUUACGCAAGUCUCACAUACUAUACCGGUUAGUGUUUUGGUUAAACCAAAAUCACAAAGCUAACAAACCAAAUUAAUAUAUGGCAUAGAUUAGAUUGGCAAUCUCAGUUUGUCGUAUAAAACAUCAACUAAAUCAAAUAUUUAAAAGCAUUUUUAAAAAUAUUUCUCAUAAAAUUAAUGUAUGUAAUCGUGAAUACCAUUUUUAGAAAAUACAAAAUAAUCUUUAAUAUAAUAUUCAGAGAUAAACACAAUUUUAAUAAAAACACCCUUUUGGUAAUAGAAAACAAUUUUUGACAUAUAUCAAAGCUAUAUAAAAAGAACUUUCGGUGUCAAUAGAGUCUUUCUCAAAAUAUGGUCAAUAUUUUGUUAUCUUUUUAUAUAACGUAAUUUCUUUUUUUUGUGCAAUUCAACUAUACAAGCCGACUAAUUGACUACUGCGGUGACAGAAGUCGACUUAAAACCGCGGUAAUACGGAUAACAUAGUCAAAAACAAUACUGAGAUAUUUAUCUAUGUUACUCCUAUUAUAUAGUAUUAAUAUAGGUUCUAUAAUAUGUAUGUAUCAUGUAUUAUCAAAUACUACAAUCGGGAACCUAUAAAAAAUUGAACUUCGUAUCCGAAGUACUCAUCCCUAAUUAGUAGUAUACAUUUCUUGUGCUUACUCUAAUUAGAAUAGUUAAUUUCAUUAAAGGGAGGAUAUAGAUUACCAACACGCGGCAGUUAAAUACGGUAAGAAGUCGGCCACAAAAGUAUUUAGACCGAGAAUUGCCGGUGACUUUAAUUAGUCUGCUAACUACACAUUCUCGUCACAGUUCCCUACACAGUCUCCCCUUAGAUUCUUUUCUUCCCCAGUUCUUCCUAUUUUCUGUAAGUUCUCUCUUUUUAGAAACUCUUUUUAUUUUAUAUUAAUAUUUUUUAGAAAUAGCAGCAAAACAUUUUUACUACCGUUAAUACCUUUCCGUUUUCUAUUCUUUUAAUUCUUUCGGAGACAAGACCACCAAAAAAGCUUUGAACCACUAAUAAAUAUUUUCUCUGUUUCAAAAUACAUAAAGUUUUAAGAUUAUGCAUAACUAAUAAAAAUUAUUUUUAAUCUUAAAAAUCAUUCAAAUAUAAAGUAAAACUUAUUCGACCAAUCACAAAACAGUUUAUAAAAUAUCAUUAGUUACAUAAUUUUUAAUAAAAUUAAAAAACACAUUAAUAUGUAAAAACAUAUCUAUUUUAAAACACCAAAAAUCCUUAAAACAUCAUCUACUUAGAUGAUUACUAACACUGCAAUUUCUGUAGGGUUUGCAGUUUAUUUGAUUAUACGGAAUUAAGUACUUUAUUUUAAAUCAUUUUCUUUUGUAUCUGUUUGUUCGUAUUUCAUCGAUUUCUGUCUUUCAUGUGUACUUCUGUCUGUUGUCUUUAUCUUUUUGAAUUUGAAUAAGUAGAUUAAUAACAUUAAGUACGUGAAAAUGCUAACUUUUCAGCAAUAAUAUUCUAGUCAUACAUUGAAAACAAUCGAUUCAAUUUUCUGCUGUUUUGUUAAUGAAUUGGAUGCUUCAUGUUUGGUAAUGGAAUAAACUAUUCUGGUUUUCCAGCUCUUAUUUUAUUUUUUCAGAUGUUAUAAAAGUUGUAAAAGUUUUGAGUUUUCUUUGUUAUCAAUUAAUCUAUGAGGUAUUUAAUAAAAAUCGCAAAAUGGUCUAACAUUUUUUGUUGUUCUCUUGAUCCUGGACAGAGGAAAAAAGGAAACCAGUUUGGCGAGAAAAUGUCAUGUAGAAAAAUAACAGAUGUUUCUGAAUUUCGUUUCUUAAAAAAAAAUUAAAAGAAUUUUAUUUAUAUCUUUUACUUAGAAAACUCUUGUAGAAUGUACGGUUCUAUGCAAGAUCACUGUAUUUUCGUCAUCUGAUUAUUCUUCUGCUUUUAGUUUAAGACUCUUAAGUGUGGCAGACUGAAACUCUGAGUGAUUCAGUCUGGACGAAAGCCAUAAAAGGAAGCUUUCUUUUUAAUUUUCAUUUUCAUUUUCUCAGUCGUAGUCUCCUCGUGAAAAUAUAUUUACAGAUAGAUUCUUAAUUCUAUUUAAAUAAAUGAUAAAAGUAAGAGAAGGAUAUGGCAAUCUAAAAAGUGGAAUAAGAACUUUCCAUGUAGCAGACCUACUACACCUGCUGGAUUUUGGUAUAUAUGUAUAUUUAUUAUUUAAACGUGUAGUUAAAUUGAUAAAUUGAAAUGCUGUUUAAUUAAGUAGCUUGUGAUAUGUGCUAUUAAUAAAGUUUUUCAUUCCAACAUGUAUAUUCUUACUUUUAAGCUCAAAUCCCUUCUUAUAUAUCUAACAUUUGAAUUAACUGAAAAAGCCAUUAGAUUAAAUAAAGUAUCAUAUAUAGUAUAGGUGUAUAAAAACAGUUUCAUACUCAAGUAAAUUGAAGCAGCACGACGAAGUUCAAUAUCUGUUAUACUUCAUUUGACAACAUAAUAAAGCAGAUAGUACAUUUGAGAAAAACUAUAUAUAUAUAUAUUAUAUAUAAUAUUUUGGGCAUAGCACAGUGAAUACUAAACUGUUUGUGGCAUAACAAAAUUUCACUUGUGAAAUCAAGUUUCACUUGUGAACAAAAACAGAAAUCAAGUUUGGUUGUUGUCAUACAAAAAAAAAAUCAAGUUUGGUGCACAUGCACAUAUUCACAUAUACAAUUAGAAUACCUAGAUACUGAUAGAUAAUAUAAUAUGACAUUAAUGUUAAUGGAUGACACAAAGGCAUGCGAUUAAACAAAGGGCUGGCUCCUAGCACAAUACAAUCUCCUAGUGUGCAAAGGACAUAAGCAAUAAUAACUUUUAAACUUAAAUAUAAUGUUUAUGUUUAAUUUGAAUUUAGUUAAUUAACAAGGACUCUUCCUUUUGACGGGUGCGAAGACCGAUUAAGCGGUCAACAGAUUUUAACUCGGGGAAGCAAAAACAAAUUCCCCCGCCCCCACCAAUUUCACGAUAUUUUAAUUUACUUCAUACUACUUCCUAUUAACAAUUAGACGAAGAUAUUUUAUCUUGUACAUCUCUUCUGCAAGUUUCUUUAUUUGAACGAAAUUUCACGUUAACUCUCUCUCUUUCCAUAUGUGAUUUAAAUAUUAAUAAGUUUGCUUUUAUAUUAUUUCAUGAACGUACACAUGCUUAAGAGAGAAUUCGGGGAUCUACAAUAUUUAUCGCCUCUUUACAGUAACCCAUUUCCUGUAUUGUAUAAAUUAUCUUUGAUUUAUACGUGAAUGUAUGCAUGUAUGUUUAGUUAUAUACGUAGAUGUACAUUUAAACAGAUUGGUCAAAUGGUAAUUAAGACUAAGAGGUAAUUUGCAGAGUGGGAAUGCUGGGCUUUGAGGAGUCAUGAAUCGCAUUAAACGAGGACGUGAGUUCCCAUAAUCCUAGUGGGGAUUUAGAGAGAGAGAGAGAGAGAGAUGGAGAAUUGGAGAUAGAGACUUAAAUCUGCUUUUAUAAAACUUUAUAGCAUUAAUUAUUUUAUGUACAAUGAAAUUUAGUUUGCCUCUCUUAGGGUUGGAAUUUUCCGGUUGGAAUCUUGGGUUUUGUCUUACUACAUGAAACUGAGAUAUCUCUUAUUAUACUUUUGAUGUACUUUAAGAGAGAGAUAGAGAUGUUAUAAUAGUAAGCCACGCAGAUGCGUACAAUUUUUUGUUUAAAACUACAUUGUGGUGGCUUACUGAUUUUCACUAGAGGAUAAAUUGCUUUGUUGGUCCAGGUCAGAGAUCGAUUUCUUUUUAGUGCGAAAUUAUUAGUUUUAUAUGUGACCAGGCGAAUAUAAAUCCAUGCUUACGGUUUAUUUAAAUACCCGGGAGAUGAUCCGUCCGUGGAUUGCACUUUCUAUCUGGAGAUUAGGUAUGUGUCUUUAAUAUAUCCCUGUUUAACCUUUUUAAGUUACGAAAAAAGAUUAUAUGCAUGCAUAUAUAGAGUAUACUAUUUAUACAAACCGUUACGUGCCAGACCUCGUUACGCUGUUUUUCAUUGCAAAUAUCCAUUACUACAUACUCUCCCUAUAUUCGUUUCAAUAAAAUUAUCCUUGAAAGAUUAACAGUUUCAACUUUCAAGGCUCAAAAGAACAAAUUUAACUGUUUCAAAAUAUAUGUGGUUUUCUAAUUGUAAUGUAUUUUUUUGUCACAGACACUUAUUCUUACAAUUGCCAAAAUUUAUGACCUAAACACGCACUAAUAUGUUUAGUUUUAGUAUAUUUAGUAAGGUUACGAAUUCUAGUAAAAAGUGUCGAAGGGAAGAAAUAUCUUUAGAUAACGCUGUUUUAACAUAAUAAGUGUAAGUUUCGUCACCGCAUCAUAAUUCAGAUAUAAAUAAAAUACGAGUGUGUGUAUUGUAAAAUGCUGUCCUAAUACUUAACAGGUCGUAAUGGUCAUAUAAGAACUAUAAAACAAAUAAUCACAUGAAAGGGAUACCGUAUUAUUAUUUUUUUCUCAAAGCCAUAAAUAUUAUAUAUCAACUCUUACAAUAAUAUUCUAAUGAGAUAAAAUCCAUUUAAUUAAACGGGUCUCUCAAAGCUUCUAUGGCCUUCCUCUGUAUUCAUCUCUCACAAAUAUCUUCUUUUUUUGUUAAAACCCUAAAAGUAUCAGAGUUUCCAGAUUUUAAAGAGAGAGAGACUUCACCAAUAUAUAAAGCAGAAGAAGAUCUCGACCUACAUAUACAUAUUCUCCAAUCUUUGGAAAGUAGUCUUGAUCAUUUAUUUCUCUUUCCCCAAUCCUUGAUUGUUGAGUCUUCCUUUCUUCUUUGAUUGGCGUAGAGCUUGGUAUAUUGAUUAUACCAAAGUGGGUAGCUGCAAUAAAGUGAUUGAUUAACCCAAACACAAAACAAACAGAUUUGACUCAAAAACGGAAAAUGAAUUCAAACAACUGGCUUGGCUUUCCCCUUUCACCAAACCAGUCUUCUUUGCCUCCUCACGAAUACAACCUUGGCCUGGUCAGCGACCAUAUGGACAACCCUUUCCAUACACAAGAGUGGAGUAUGAUCAAUCCACACGGCGGAGGAGAAGGAGGAGAGGUUCCCAAGGUGGCUGAUUUUCUCGGUGUGAGCAAACCAGACGAAAACCAAACCGACCACCUCGUAGCAUACAACGACUCAGACUACUACUUCCAUACCAACAGCUUGAUGCCUAGCGUCCAAUCAAACGACGUCGUCGUAGCUUGUGACUCUAACACUCCUAACAAUAGCUAUGAGCUUCAAGAGAGUGCUCACAAUCUACAGUCAUUGACUUUGUCCAUGGGGACCACCGGUGGUAAUAACGCCGCAGCCAAAGCUUCGCCGUCGGAGGCCACCGGCGAUAACACUAGCAGUGGUGCACUAGCCGUUGUUGAGACGGCCACGCCUAGACGUGCUUUGGACACUUUUGGACAACGAACCUCGAUAUAUCGUGGUGUCACAAGGCAUCGAUGGACCGGUCGAUAUGAAGCUCACCUGUGGGAUAAUAGUUGUAGAAGAGAAGGCCAGUCUAGGAAAGGAAGACAAGUUUACUUGGGUGGGUAUGACAAAGAAGAUAAAGCAGCAAGAUCAUAUGAUCUAGCCGCACUUAAGUACUGGGGUCCCUCGACUACUACUAAUUUCCCGAUAACUAACUACGAGAAAGAAGUAGAGGAAAUGAAGCACAUGACGAGACAAGAGUUCGUGGCGGCUAUUAGAAGGAAAAGUAGUGGAUUCUCACGAGGCGCUUCGAUGUAUCGAGGAGUUACAAGGCAUCAUCAACAUGGAAGAUGGCAAGCAAGGAUCGGCCGAGUCGCCGGAAACAAAGACCUCUACUUGGGAACUUUUAGCACUGAGGAAGAAGCAGCAGAAGCUUAUGAUAUAGCCGCGAUAAAGUUCAGAGGACUCAACGCAGUGACCAACUUCGAGAUCAACCGGUACGACGUGAAAGCCAUCCUAGAGAGCAGCACUCUUCCCAUAGGAGGAGGCGCGGCUAAGCGGCUCAAAGAAGCUCAGGCUCUUGAGUCUUCAAGGAAACGCGAGGCGGAGAUGAUAGCCCUCGGUUCAAGUUUCCAAUAUGGUGGUGGCUCGAGCUCAGGAGGCUCUGGCUCCAGCUCAUCAAGGCUUCAGCUUCAACCUUACCCUCUAAGCAUUCAACAACCAUUGGAGCCUUUUCUAUCUCUACAGAACAAUGACAUCUCUCACUAUAAUACCAAUGCUCUUGAUGCUUCCUCCUUUAAUCACCAUAGCUAUAUCCAGACGCAGCUUCAUCUUCACCAACAAACCAACAAUUACUUGCAGCAACAAUCGAGUCAGAACUCGCAGCAGCUCUAUAACGCGUAUCUUCAAAGCAAUCCGGCUUUGCUUCAUGGUCUUGUCUCUACCUCAAUCGUUGACAAUAACAAUGGAGGAUCUAACGGUAGCUACAACACAGCGGCAUUUCUUGGGAACCACGGCAUUGGUAUUGGGUCGAGCUCCACCGUUGGAUCUACCGAGGAGUUUCCAACUGUUAAAACAGACUACGAUAUGCCUCCGAGUGAUAGCACAGGAGAGUACGGUGGUUGGACUGGUGAGCCUGUUCAGGGGUCGAAUCCUGGUGGUGUUUUCACUAUGUGGAAUGAGUGAAAAUGGAUCUGUUUCUUGCGGCACAAGGAAAUAGGUCUGUAUUAGUAACUAUUUUAUCGUUAUUCUGUUUUUCUUUCCUAGUCUUGGAAGUUAUAUUAGAAGGGACUUUUGGUAGAAGAAUUUAGGUAACGCAACUGGUUCAUUUAAAAUUUACGGCGAAGGUGUUGAUUCUCGGACACUGGUUAAAUGGUUCUUGAGGGAGGGUUUUAUGGGUACUCAGUUGAGUUUAAGAGUACCCAAUUUUUGUUUGAGGCUAACCCUUUUGACUAAUUUCCAAACUUGUAGUUCAUUUAUUUAUAAUCUAUAUUUCCUCUA
This is a messenger RNA of Brassica rapa (field mustard), 10479 nucleotides long. RefSeq names its product AP2-like ethylene-responsive transcription factor PLT1. The record is from RefSeq and is a predicted model, not a curated record. Gene Ontology annotation, molecular function: DNA-binding transcription factor activity; DNA binding. NCBI's taxonomy places the organism in Eukaryota, Viridiplantae, Streptophyta, Magnoliopsida, Brassicales, Brassicaceae. Gene Ontology annotation, biological process: regulation of DNA-templated transcription.